Molecule: messenger RNA, 1938 nt
Organism: Cylindrotheca closterium
Lineage: Eukaryota; Bacillariophyta; Bacillariophyceae; Bacillariales; Bacillariaceae
Source: the annotation of a GenBank genome assembly
AUGUUUGGAAAGAGAUGGACAUCCGAUACUACAGUUCGGCUGUAUACGAUUUCAUGGGAUCUUUGCAAUGAAACCAUUGUUGAACCCGACUAUUUGGACAUAGAACCGGAUGUAGGCAAUAAUAUAGACCAAAAACUCUAUGGAGUUGCCUUGUAUUUCGAUCCUUUUGAAACAACUGGAAACCUAGAGUGCCGACAUUCAACCAUGGCACAGGUUGCAGAAAAGAAGUAUCCCACAGCGCAAUACUUGCUGAUUGCAAACACCGAUUUAGUACCUAUUACGAAGUAUGAUGAAGAAUUGGACUCAACUUUAGCGUUGGCAACCGUCACGUUGGACGAUGGAGAUGCAAUUAAGAACAGAUUUGGCGAUGAAACGGUAUCUUCGAUUGCAACAGGUUCGAUUCUGGUCACCGUUGAUGCAACCUCUCGCUUCAUCUUGGAUACGAGCAUCACUUUGGAACACAUUGAAAGAGGUGCAACAACGAUAAUAACAAUGACCCAAAUCUCGGCAUUUCUUUCAUUCAUUGGAUCCGUGUACGUCCUAUACACUUUGGUUGGGAACAAACAAAGGCGUUCCAAGAGUAUGCGGGUCCCAUUUAAUCGAUUACUAUUGGCAAUUUCUAUUGCUGAUCUGAUGUCGUCUCUGGCAAUGAUGGUUGCUGGGUGGGCAACACCGACAGCUCCACCUGGAAACUAUGAAGGGUACUAUAGCAUUGAACGGUGGGAAGUCAAGUUUCCGCGUGCCGUUGGCAAUGAUGCCGGAUUCCAAAGCGUCAUGGUGCACUCGUUUCGAUUCAAGUUCUAUUUUCUUGUUCUUGUUCUUGCCUUGUCGACAUCAUCAUCAUCAUCGGCUUUUCAGCAUCAGCAUUCCAAAUUGCAGUUGCAGCCAGUUCACCAGUCUCGUCGACUGGUGAAUGAACUCGUUUCGCCAGAAGCAUCCAGCCACAAGGUGCAGCAUCUAAAUACUGGCUCUAGUUCGACCAGAAACCGUGCAUCUUCUUUGCUAUCCAAUGUCAACGACACUGAGGGAGCAACGACUGAAUCAGAAUCGGAGGUCGAACGAAUGCUGUUUGGUUGGAAUCGCCUUGUCUCCGGUGAAGCGUGGGGAGAGCCAUCUUCAAUGCAAAAAUUGUGGGCUUCGUUGGAAGAUAUUGUGGGUGUCUGGGGACAUGUGCCACUCAUAAUUGCAUCAUUUCAGACUGCAAUGACCGGUAAAUGCAACGAGCUGGAGUACGCGAUUUGCGUUGGUGCAGUUCUGCUCACGAGUUUGGCUCAUGGAAAGAUGACAUACGAUACACCCAGAGACUGGAGAGCGCCUAGAUUGGCUGAAUAUCGCACGGUUUACGAGUUCUCAGCACUAUAUUUGAUUCCUUUUGGCUGGCUGACUGCACGGAUCCAACCACACUUUCCUAUGCAGUUGGAGGUUUUGGACCCCGCCAUGAGUUUGCUGUUCUCUGCAAUAACCAUUUAUGGUGUUGCUUAUGCACUUUACGGAAAAGGAGUUUUGGAAGAGGCAAAUAGCGAUCAGAAUCUGAUGGACACUAUAGACGAAUCAUCCCGGAUUCUCCCAUCUUCUCCAGCGUAUCAAAAGCAGGCUCAACUGUAUCUCACUGGGAAUGUGGUAAUCAAUGGGCUAGCAUGUCUCUUCAUACCAUUUGCGUGGACAUUGACGAUUCGAGGAACCGAAUGGUGGGAGAGGGUGCAAAUGUUGCAUCCCAAUCAGCAAGCCUUUCUAGGUCUCAGUUUACUGGUUGCCACAAUAGGUGACGUCUCUGGAAACCUAUUGGUGCGACUCAAGCAAUUAGGUGGCGUUACAGCUUCCGAAUCUACUGUCGUUAUAGGAAUCCUGUCCAACUUUCUUCUAUUGCUAUUCCCAGAAUUGGUGUUCAAUGGAAUUUACAGUAGUGGUGUCAGUGAAAUAGGUUUCUACUUUGAAUAG